AUGAGCCGCGGAGAAGAUUUCUUCACCAGUGCGGAGAACAAAUUGACGUGCCUCUAUUGUGAUGAUGGCAUUGAAAUCGAUGUGGACAAACUGCUCGUUCAUCUCAAAACGUGCACUUUCGCAGGAAACCAAGAUCUUCAAAAAAUAAAGAGGGGCGUCAUGAACACUCACAUCGCCUGGAAAAACAAUUUUGAAAACGUGGUUCGUGUCCAUGAAGCUAUCGACAAAGGUGAAAAUCCUUGGGAUUGCAUUCGUUUGUGCCCUACUCGACGAUACCAUUCAAUCGAUGGAUGGGAGAAGUUAUCAAGAGAAUCGCUUUACAAUGCUGCGACUCGAGCACAAUACAUUUUGCUCUGGGACAACUUCAAAGACUACAAUAUCGGAAAAGAAGAAUUGGAGGAGAAACAACGGCAUGUACUCGGAAUUGUUCAGACCGAGUACAACAAAGACGUCUGUUGGAAGAAGUUCGAAAAGGGAUUCCAUCGAAUGCAAUCAGACCAUCGCCGCAUUCAUCAGCUCUUCGAUCAGCAGAUGGCUGAAAUCAAGGGUUCAGUUAUUGCUCAUUCUUGA
Molecule: messenger RNA, 570 nt
Organism: Caenorhabditis remanei
Lineage: Eukaryota; Metazoa; Nematoda; Chromadorea; Rhabditida; Rhabditidae
Exons: 4
Coding region: 1-570 (189 amino acids)
Source: RefSeq, a predicted model, not a curated record